GCACGCCGGUUCCCAACUCGCGAUGGAUCCUCGGGUCGAGAUGAGCGGACUUUCCUUUUUGUGAAUAACAACAAACAUUCGACAACUUCGGGCCACCCGAGGCCAGCAUUGAUACACGACUUCAAUGUAGUGCUUUUCCCGCCAUGGCCUCUCCGAAUUCCCUCUCGUCCGCCUACAAUAACGCCCUGUAUCAACAAUCGAACCGACCGAUGUCCCGAUCCGCGGUUUCACGUCCUGGUUCCAGACGGGCCUCUCCAGCGCUCCAAUACGCGGAGGCCAAACCUUCCAUCUCAAGACAUUACACUGGGGACAGCUCAGAUGAUGAGGUCCCAGAACCAAAGUUUAGCGCCUCGGUGAAAGCGCUUUUAGACGGAGACGGUUUGGGUUCGUCGCCACAUCUGCACAAAGCCCAACAACAGCAUCAAUACCAACAUCAACAAUCUUACUCAUAUGAGCGGCGCUCACCGGCGGGGUCGCGACAACAUAGCCAAUCGCCACGGAAUGCAUCACCGCACAGUCAAUCCAAUGGAAGUCCUGCGCCUCGGGUCGUUCGAAUUGGUGCUAUCUCGUCCUCCUCGAGAUACUCCCGCGAAGGCUCUCCGCUUUCGAAUAGCCAGAGUGCCGACUCUGAAGCUCAAGACAGACCGAAUGACUUUAUCACACCCGCUCCCCGACCACGAAGUGUCCGCAUCAAUGCCUCGCGAAGCAGUAACCGCUCCCCAUCGUCCAUUUCACCAUCGGUGAAACGGUCAACGGAACGCCAACCAGGCGAGGAGUAUGGUAGUGGUGAUCGGUCGGACAGUGACCGGAAAUUGCGUUACGAUGAGGACCCUGUCUCGCGAAUUGGCACUUCAUCGGCUCUGCGCGGUCGCACUGGAGAGGAUAUUGCGCCCCACAGCUCUCUGCGAGUGAAGCGAGUCGGACGACUCACUGGUACAUUCCUGAAUGGACCUGCACGGCGAGGCGUGUUGCGUCGGCAAAGUGAAGAGAACAACGAAGACAACUAUCUGCUGAAUGAAGACAUCAUUCGUGAGCACGAUGAGCCGCAAGCUGCCAAUGCUGAAUAUCGUUAUCAGCCUCAACGCUCGGCGAAACCGUCAUCACCCAAGGUAUCCUGGGCAGAGCCCAGCCCCUCUCACAAUGACGAUCGACGAGAUCAACAACAACAUCCUUCCCUUCCAGAUCGACCCGCGAGCCGGGCUAGUGGGGAGGGACUCUUCUCGCGAUCCUCGUCGCCAAAGUCUUACGUGUCGCAGUCCAAGUCCACGCCGGGGUCCUCAGAAGUGUCUUCCAAAUCGUCGAGUGCUAAGGAGCAACCUGCUUUCAAGGUACCGUCAUUACCACCUUCACUUCCCUCUGCAAGGGACCAAGAGAAUGAGCCUCCGCCAACGUUCAAGCGCGCCAAAUCACAGGGCCUCAGUUUGCUAGACAAGCCUGAGAAAUAUGCCGUCGUUUACGACACAGACAAGAAGGAUGCAGCAGCCGAGACACCCGCAGGCAAUUCCCCCCGGAAAAUCCUUGCAAGUCGAAGCAACAACACUCCGCACCGACCGGCUCCUCCGCCUCCGAAGAUGUCUGUUCUUGAAACUGCUACUGCUACUGGUGGUGCUUCUACAUCCCAGUCUCGAAAGAAGCGGACCCAGGUUUCGAUCAACCACAAGCACUUUACUCGUCUUGACUGUAUUGGUCGCGGUGGAAGCUCCCGUGUAUACCGUGUGAUGGCCGAGAACUACAAGAUCUUUGCUCUCAAACGAGUUAAUCUGGAAGAUGUCGACCCCCUGACCUUGACAGGGUACAAGGGUGAAAUUGAUCUCCUGAAGAAGCUCGAGAAUGUGGAUCGGGUGGUGCGCUUAUUUGACUGGGAGCUCAACCUGGACAAACAUUGCCUCAGUGUUCUAAUGGAGAUUGGCGAAUCUGAUCUGGAGAAGAUUCUCACCUACCGUCUCAAUGCAGAGGAUGCUGUUUUCGAUAUCAAUUUCGUCCGAUUUUACUGGAAGGAGAUGCUAGAGUGUGUUCAAGCGGUCCACAACUACAAUAUCGUUCACUCUGAUUUGAAACCAGCCAACUUCUUGAUGGUUCAGGGUCGAUUGAAAUUGAUUGACUUUGGUAUUGCCAAUGCCAUCCAGGACAACACUGUCAAUGUUCACCGGGAGCAACAAGUUGGCACACCCAAUUACAUGUCUCCAGAGGCUCUGGUCGACUCUAAUGCAUCGCUGGGCCUACCGGCUAGUGUGGGCAAGAUGAUGAAACUAGGCAAGCCCAGUGACGUAUGGAGCCUGGGCUGCAUUCUGUACAAGAUGGUGUACGGUCAGCCGCCUUUCGCCAAGAUCGCUAAAUACUACGAGCGUAUCAUGGCCAUUCCCAACCCCCGUGUCCAAAUUGAUUUCCCCACGCAUGGUGUCGGCGGUAUUCCGGUGCCACCUGGGUUGAUCAAGACUCUGAAGCGAUGCCUUCAACGCGAUCAGACUCUUCGUCCGACCAUUGAAGAGAUGCUUGGCCCGCGGGAUCCCUUCCUGCACCCCGAUGCCCAACUCGAGGGUGCCGUGCCUGUCACGCAGGACAUGCUUGGCCGAAUUCUGGCCAACGUGGUCAAUCACUGCAAGGCACGCGGCGUUCCCACAGAAGAAGAGUUGGCUGCAUGGCCCGCCGGCUUCUUUGCAAAAAUAAAAGCAGCACUCGAAGAAGAAAGUACUUGAGGUGCUCUGCCGGUCCUUUUACAUACUCUCCUUUGUUUCUUAUACCUCCUCUGUUCAUUUAUCCCUUCUUGUUACUAUGACCUCAUGACCGGUGUUUAAUGGUGUUGUCUCUGUUUAUUCUUGGCCCCUCCACAACUUCGGGGUUUCAUUGGCUAGAAGCUAUCUCACAGCUGAUCUGACUGAGAUCUAUCUGACUGUUCUUUACUUUCCUUCCACGUUCUGUUCCCUGCGUCCCUUCUUUUAUGUUUGGUUUUGACGUACCCGCCUCUUCCAUUGGUGGUAUGCGGGUAAUGCGUUUUGUCGGAGUACCAUAAGCGAUGCUCGUGGAUUUCAACCUUUUCAUGUAUAUGACUUUCUUUUCGUUCUCUUGUUUCUUUUCAUCCACUUGCAUUGAUUGGCAUUUUGAGUCAAGCAUUGGGUUUCUCGGAGUUUCGAGCAAUUUGGCUGCCUUAAUGGUAACCCACGUUUAAUAUGACCAUCUUGUUCCUCUUCCAUCAAACAAGUGCUUUACAAAACCGAA
Penicillium brasilianum is the source of this 3216-nucleotide messenger RNA. NCBI's taxonomy places the organism in Eukaryota, Fungi, Ascomycota, Eurotiomycetes, Eurotiales, Aspergillaceae. The record is from the annotation of a GenBank genome assembly.